ACGCACCCGAGUGCAGGUAAAUAGAGCUGAACAGUCUGAACACUGGCGUUCCUGAUUCCAUGCCUUGAGGUAGACUUUGGACAACAGGAUGGAGACGGAGAGUGAGAGCAGCACUUCAGGGGAUGACAGUGUCUUUUGGCUGGAUUCUGAAGUUGUCACCCAGGUGACUGACAGUGAAGGGGGAGGAAGGGAAGAAACUUGGAGGAAGAUGAAGUCCUCGGUACAUUCUGAAGAGGAUGAUUUUGUUCCAGAACUACACAGAAACGUCCACCCCCGAGAGCGGCCCGAUUGGGAGGAAACACUGAGCGCAAUGGCAAGAGGAGCAGAUGUGCCUGAGAUUCCUGGAGACCUUAGCCUUAAGACAUGUGGCAGUACAGCUAGUAUGAAGGUUAAACACGUGAAAAAACCCACCAACCCAGGACUGAUGGGCUGCGACAACAUGCACAGGUUGCCCUUCACCAAAGGCCACUUUCCGAAGAUGGCCGAAUGCGCACACUUCCACUAUGAGAACGUUGAGUUUGGCAGCAUACAGCUCUCCCUUUCAGAAGAGCAGAACGAUGUAACGAAAAACGGCUGUGAAUCGAAAGAGCUGGUCUACCUCGUGCACAUCGCUUGUCAGGGCAAAAGUUGGAUUGUUAAAAGAAGUUACGAAGAUUUUCGAGUACUUGACAAGCAUCUUCAUCUCUGUAUUUAUGACCGAAGGUUCUCCCAGCUCUCAGAGCUUCCCCGUUCCGAUGCCCUGAAGGACAGUCCAGAGUCCGUCACUCAGAUGCUUAUGGCUUACCUGUCCCGCCUUUCAGCUAUCGCUGGCAACAAGAUCAACUGUGGACCUGCCCUUACUUGGAUGGAGAUUGAUAACAAGGGCAAUCACCUUCUAGUCCACGAAGAAUCAUCCAUCAACACGCCUGCUGUCGGUGCAGCCCAUGUGAUCAAGAGGUACACUGCUCGGGCCCCUGAUGAACUGACCUUAGAGGUGGGCGACAUUGUUUCUGUGAUCGACAUGCCCCCGAAAGUGUUGAGCACGUGGUGGAGAGGCAAGCACGGAUUCCAGGUGGGACUCUUCCCUGGACACUGUGUGGAGUUAAUUAAUCAGAAAGUCCCCCAGUCAGUGACCAACUCAGUGCCAAAACCAGUGUCUAAGAAGCACGGCAAGCUCAUCACUUUCUUACGCACAUUCAUGAAGUCUCGACCAACAAAACAGAAGCUGAAGCAGCGAGGGAUCUUGAAAGAGAGGGUGUUUGGUUGUGACCUGGGGGAGCACCUUCUCAAUUCUGGUUUUGAAGUCCCCCAGGUUCUUCAGAGCUGUACGGCAUUCAUCGAGAGAUAUGGCAUUGUGGACGGAAUAUAUCGCCUCUCUGGCGUUGCCUCCAAUAUCCAGAGGCUACGCCAUGAAUUUGACUCUGAACAUGUCCCCGACUUGACAAAAGAACCCUAUGUUCAGGACAUCCAUUCCGUGGGCUCCCUCUGCAAGCUGUAUUUCCGAGAGCUCCCAAACCCUCUGCUCACCUACCAGCUGUAUGAGAAAUUUUCAGAUGCUGUCUCAGCAGCGACAGAUGAAGAAAGGCUGAUCAAGAUUCAUGACGUCAUCCAGCAGCUGCCCCCGCCACACUACAGGACACUGGAGUUCCUCAUGAGACACUUGUCACUUCUCGCUGACUAUUGUUCCAUCACAAAUAUGCAUGCAAAAAACCUAGCAAUUGUUUGGGCUCCAAACCUGCUCAGAUCGAAACAGAUCGAGUCCGCCUGCUUCAGCGGCACAGCGGCCUUCAUGGAAGUGAGGAUUCAGUCUGUGGUCGUCGAGUUCAUCCUCAACCAUGUGGACGUCCUCUUCAGUGGGAAAAUCAGCGAGGUCAUUCAGGAGGGGGCAGCUUCUCUAUCCAGGCCCAAGUCCCUGCUCAUUUCCUCUCCGUCCACCAAGCUGCUGACAUUGGAGGAAGCCCAGGCAAGAACCCAAGCUCAGAUCAAUUCUCCGCUGGUGACUGAAAACAAAUACAUCGAAGUAGGAGAAGGACCUGCCGCGCUACAGGGGAAGUUUCACACCAUCAUCGAUUUCCCGCUGGAAAGGAGGAGGCCUCAGAACAAAAUGAAAAAGUCCCCUGUGGGCAGCUGGCGCUCCUUUUUCAACUUGGGGAAAUCGUCGUCUGUUUCCAAGCGGAAGCUGCAGCGCAAUGAGAGUGAGCCCUCGGAGAUGAAGGCCAUGGCUCUGAAAGGUGGCCGGGCAGAGGGAACCCUCCGAUCAGCUAAGAGUGAAGAGUCUCUUACUUCUCUCCAUGCAGUCGAUGGUGACUCCAAGCUGUUCCGGCCCAGGAGACCACGAUCCAGCAGCGACGCCCUGAGCGCCUCUUUCAACGGAGAAAUGCUGGGGAACCGCUGCAAUUCCUACGACAACCUGCCCCACGACAACGAGAGCGAGGAGGACAUGGGGCUGCUCCACAUCCCAGCCCUGGUGUCCCCCCCUUCGGCCGAGGAUGUGGACCUGAGCCCGCCGGACAUGGGCGUGGCCGGCCUGGAUUUCGACCCCAUGUCGUUUCAGUGCAGCCCCCCGAAGGCCGAGGCCGAGGGCCCGGAGGGCGGCGCUGCCUUCUUAGACUCCCCCACGGGAUACCCCAAGGAUAAGCCAAGUGCAAAUAAAAGGGACUCGGAAGCCGGCGGUAGCCGGGCCCAGACCCCGGGCAGCACUGCCAGUUCUGAGCCCAUGUCUCCUCUGCGGGAGACCCCGAGCCCCUUCUUCACCCUGGACUUGAGCCCGAGCGAGGAGAAGUCCGCCAAGCCGUCCUCCUUCACGGAGAAGGUUGUCUACGCGUUCUCGCCAAAAAUCGGACGGAAAUUAGGCAAAUCACCUUCUCUGAACAUAUCUGAGCCCAUUUCAGUGACCCUCCCCCCCCGGGUGUCUGAAGUCAUCAGUGCGGCCUCCGCCACGGCCUCCACCACGGCAGCCCAGACCCGAUCUCCUCCCGCCUGGCACACGGGUGUGGACGAAAGUGCCGUCGGAACUAGAUCCCCUCCCCAGGUAGGAAAGAUGAAGGCAAAUGAGAGGGAGUCCCUGGAAGGAUGUGAGCCUGGAGUCCAGCCCCCAGGCCUGGCGGUGGCGGUGGCGGUGGCAGCGGCCGCAGAGGUAGAGGCGCCGGGACAGGAGAAGGAGGAGCCGUGCGUGUCCGACGGUCAGAGUAAGGCUGUACCUUCUGGACAGGCUCAGACAGGAGCAGUUACCCAUGACCCCCCUCAGGAGGCCAUGCCUGUCAGUUCAGUGUCUCUUAUCCCACCGCCACCGCCUCCGAAAAACGUCGCCCGCCUGUUGGCGCUGGCGUUAGCCGAGUCCGCACAGCAAGCCUCGACGCAGUCGCUGAAGAGACCAGGCGCUUGCCAGUCCGCUCCGGUGAACUAUGGAGACGCGGCUGUGGCUGCAGCCGAAGAGCAGCUGCCUGUUUACCACCCUCACAUGACUCUGGACAAAGCCUGUGUCCCAGCCGAUGGGCCCGCAGAACACUUCCUCCUCCCGAACCAGGCAUCCGGGAGCAACCACCAGCUCCUGCCCGACCCGGCCACCGCCGGGCACCAAGCCCACGCCAGCGUCCCCGAGNCUGGGCAGCAGCCCCGCCAGGCCGACUUCCAGCCCCAUCGAGCCUGUGCACCUGGGGACCCAGAACAGGCCAGACCCACUGCAGGUCCCUUAACAGGCUCACAGUCUGACGAGCACAUCAGUUUCCGGGAAGACCAGCCCGGGAAGACCACCGGGCCGACCGUCUCCUUCGCGGAUCAGGACCAGACUCAAGUUCACUUCUACAGCGGAGAUCAGCCGCCGUCUUAUCUCGGUGCAAGUGUGGAUCAGCCCCAUCAGCCCUCACAACUCACUGACAAAUCUCCCACACCCUCUAGAGACAAACCCUGCCCUCCUCCUGGGUCCCCCGAGGAGCCUGUCAGCACAGCCGGCCUGGCUUAUGUGGCAGCGGCGGUGGCAGCGGCUGACACAGGCGCCUGGGAAGCCUGCUGGGACCCGGCGGAGCAGCCCACCUCGAUGGAUUUUGCCGCCGCCACCCUCCAGCGUCCGCACAGAACCCACCGGCCCCUUCCCCCACCUCCUUCCCAGAGACCAGCAGAGCCGUCACCAGCUGUGGGGCAGGUGCCAGCAACGGCCUGCGCAGGGUUAAAUAAUUCCCACAAGGUCCCAGGAGUAGUGCCCACUCCGGAGAGGCCGCCGGAACCCAGGGCCGCAGACGACCCUCCUCCCGGCCUUAGUAAAGUCGCGGCCGCCAUCCACUGUGGUGGUGUGGAGGCGGCCAGCGGCGCCAGUUACCAUCCCUUCGCCUCGGCCGCCGGGGAUGAUGUCUUGCCUUUGCCACUUCCCGUCCCGCAGCCGAAGCACGCGCCUCAGAAAGCCACUUACGCCACCUUCACGAGGCCCGACGUCACCCCUGAGCCCUUCGGUCCGGAAAACUGUGUGCAUUUCAAUAUGACUCCAAACUGCCAGUACCGUGCCCAGAGCGUGCCGCCCCAUCACAGCGGCCUGGAGCCGCACCACGCCUACGGGGCCCGGUCCGAGCCGCCAGCCUCCGUGGGUCCCCGUUACAACACCUACGUGGCCCCCGGGAGAAGUGCGUCCGGACACCACUCCAAGCCGUGCAGCCGGGUCGAGUACGUGUCUUCUCUGAGCUCAUCUGUUCGGGGUGGUUGCUACCCAGAAGACCCGUACCCCACCAUCCGGAGGGUGCAGUCUCUCCACACGCCCCCGGCUGCCAUGAUCCGCUCCGUCCCCAUCUCCCGGACGGAGGUUCCCCCCGACGACGAGCCCGCCUACUGCCCGAGGCCCCUGUACCAGUACAAGCCAUACCCGGCCUCCCAGGCCCGCUCGGACUACCACGUCACGCAGCUGCAGCCUUACUUUGAGAAUGGCCGGGUGCACUACCGUUACAGCCCCUACUCCAGCUCCUCCGGCUCCUACUACAGCCCCGACGGCGCCCUGUGCGACGUGGACGCCUACGGCACUGUGCAGCUGCGGCCCCUGCACCGCCUGCCCAGCCGCGACUUUGCCUUCCACAACCCUCGGCUGCAGGGGAAGAGCCUGUAUGGGUACGCCGGGCUGCCGCCCCGGCCCCGGGCCACCGUGACCGGCUAUUUCUCCGGUAAUGACCACGGUGUCGUCGGCAUGCCCCCGGCCGCCGACGGGAAGCACACUUACACCUCGUGGGACUUUGAGGACAUGGAGAAGUACCGCAUGCAGUCCAUCCGCAGGGAGAGCCGGGCCCGGCAGAAGGUGAAGGGGCCCGUCAUGUCCCAGUACGACAACAUGAGCCCGGCCCUGCAGGACGAGCUGGGUGGGCUCUAUGUCAUCCACCUGCGCAGCAAAUCCGAUCCUGGGAAAACUGGACUUCUCUCCGUGGCCGAGGGGAAGGAGGCCCGGCCCCCGGGGAAGGCCCUCAGCCCCGAGGGCGGCGACCCCUUCUACAGGAAGCACCCGGAGGCCGAGCUGGACAGGGCCCAUUACCACGGAGGGCACGGUGGGCACGGCAACGGGCAGCCAGAGAAACCGUCCCUCCCGCAGAAGCAGAGCAGCCUCAGGAACCGCAAGCUCCACGACCCGGGCUGCGGCCUCCCGGAGCACAGGGCACACCAGGAAGCAAGCCAUAGGCACCUGUGCGAGCCGAAGAGCGGGCCCCCUCACCCCCAGGGGGCCGGCCACUUAGAUUAUGGGGCCAAAGGGAGUCCGGACGCCUGUGAGCCCGCCAGCUACCAUAACUCUGGAGGGAAGUACAUGACCAUGGGCCCCGAGUCUUUGCGACUGAACCACAAAGAGGCGAGGCUCUGCAAAGAGCUGGAGAGGCCUCGGGCCAGGCAGCCCCCCGCCCCAGACAAACACCCCCGAGACUGCUACCCGGAGGAGGAGCCGCUCGGCCAGGCCUCGGUCCCACCCCCGAAGCCGGAGCGGAGUCACAGCCUGAAGCUCCAUCACACCCAGAGCGGGGAGCUGUGCCAGUACCCAGCGCACGGCCGGCGCCAGGGCAGCCUGGCCACCGUGUCCCAGUACGACAACCUGGAGGGCUACCACUCCCCACCCCAGCUCCAGCGAGGAGGCUUCGUGGGAGGAGCCAUGGGGGCCUACCUGCCCCCUGGCUUCGCCCACCCGCAGAGCAGGACCUACGCCACCGCGCUGGGGCAGGGCGCCUUCCUGCCCGCGGAGCUGUCCCUGCAGCACCCCGAAACCCAGGUCCACGCGGAAUGAGCCCCGAGAGCAAUAGAGUUGAAGCAGCCUCUGCUGGACAGUGGACUGUUCUAUUUUUUUCAGUAACCAAAAAGAUUUAAAAAAAAAGGAAAAGAAAAAAGCUACAACCCCCCCCGACCACAUUCAAAAACAAAACAUAGUCAGAAAAAUCAAUCGCCACCCUUCUCCCCUUCCUGUUCCAUUUUCCGCCUCUAAGGACUCGCUUUGUCACUAGACGAGAUCUGAGUGGUUGUAAAGCACGGUGGUGACCACCUCGGAGAGAGCCUGUCGCCACCUCACGCGCAUCCCUACGAGCCUGAGGACUGCCUGGACCUGAGUUUGAAAGUGGCUUUGUCCUUCCUGGUGUCGGCCGUAUAUUUCAGAGCAGUUGCCAUCCAUUUCCUUUUGCAUUCCUCCCCAGGGCCCGUGUCGCUGGCUCAGGCUGGCACCCAGGUGUCAUGUCAUUCUCCCCGUCUCGUGUUAAAUUCCAACAGA
This is a messenger RNA of Myotis brandtii (Brandt's bat), 6691 nucleotides long. It is a transcript of the gene ARHGAP32, whose product is annotated as Rho GTPase activating protein 32. NCBI's taxonomy places the organism in Eukaryota, Metazoa, Chordata, Mammalia, Chiroptera, Vespertilionidae. Gene Ontology annotation, cellular component: fibrillar center; cell cortex; Golgi apparatus. Gene Ontology annotation, molecular function: phosphatidylinositol phosphate binding; GTPase activator activity; protein binding. Bases 89 to 6217 code for a protein of 2042 amino acids. The transcript has 25 exons. The record is from RefSeq and is a predicted model, not a curated record. Gene Ontology annotation, biological process: small GTPase-mediated signal transduction.